Molecule: messenger RNA, 2442 nt
Organism: Purpureocillium lilacinum
Lineage: Eukaryota; Fungi; Ascomycota; Sordariomycetes; Hypocreales; Ophiocordycipitaceae
Biological process (GO): vesicle-mediated transport
Cellular component (GO): intracellular membrane-bounded organelle; Mon1-Ccz1 complex
Source: RefSeq, a predicted model, not a curated record
AUGGCCUCAGCGUCGUCAUCGGGUCCACAAGCAGCAGCAGCAGCAGCAUCCGCCAGCGUCGUGCCCGCGCAGCUCGGCUUCCUCGCCAUCUACAACCCGUCGCUGGGCACCUCCGACGACACCAUCGACGACCAAAUCGUCUACUAUGCCUCCGUCACCACGCAGCAGCAGCAGCAGCAGCAGUCGAGCGGCCACAGCCGCCGGCGUAGGCGAAGGGCCGGCACGCGCGGUCGUCCCACCGAUGCCGUCUCGCAGGAGGAGCGUCAUGAGCGCCUCCGCCAGAUCGGCCUCGCCCAGGGCAUGGUGGGCUUUUCGCGCGGCUUCGCUGACGGCGCCCCCGUCGACGCCAUCGACACGGAGCGCGCCCGCGUCGUCAUGCACGAGCUUGAGCCCGGCUGGUGGAUCGUCGCCAGCGUCGACCUCACCAAGGUCCCCCUGCCGCCGCGUCUGGCCACCAAGUCGUCGCCGUCUUCGUCGUCGGCCCAGUCGCAGUCGUCUUCGGGCUACGAGUACUCCUCGCGGGACAUGAAGCCCGCGGCAUUGCUGCUGCGCGACCUGCUCCGCGCCCACAGCGUCUUUCUCAUGCACCACGCCUCGUCCUUGAGCGCGCUGUUUGUGCACUGCCGCCGCUCCAAGUUUGUUGCCGUCCUAAGCCGCUAUUGGGACCUAUACCUUUCGACCUGGAACGUCAUGCUGCACGGGAAUCCGGCCCGGGACAUGCUCGGCGGCAUCAACCUCGCCGCCUCGGGCGAGCUUGGCAUCGGCGUUGGCGAGGAGGAUCGCGGCAGUGGCGAGCGCGAGGUGCUCGAGGGGCUUGUCGGGAGGAUAGAAGGCCUCGUCGACCUCGUCGUCUCCAAGUUUGGCGACGAGGAGGAGACCGGGGAGGACCAGCACCCCCUUCACCACCAUCAGCACUGGCUCGGGACCGGCCAGGAACCGGCUGUGGAGGACGGAGCCAUCUUCCUUGGCACGGGGGCCUUGUCGAGGAAGUCGCUGCGGGACGUGACGCACUGGAUGGAGGACCUCUACACCUGGGGGGAGCACGCGUACGGCGUCAUAGAGAGCCCGACGUCGGUCCGUCGCGUGAAGGCGAGGAAAGACGCCAAGCGCAAUGACCAUGAGUCCAACACGGACAGGAAACAAACCGUCGUGCAGACGUUGCCGCCGGCCCCAGCUCCGGCCCCGUCACAAUCAGCCCCAUCCAAGGGAGGCGCCGAGGCAGAAGAGGGAAAGCUGGACAAGAUGUUCAGCUACAUGAAGCUCGGCUACGGCUCGUACUGGACACUCCCCGGGGGCGGCUCGAGCGACUCGUCCAGCGUCCAGCCCGCCAAACCAGAUGACGAGGCACAGGCAGCGCAAGCCAAAGACUCCUCUCCGCGGCCUACCCGUCCCAGUCUCCCUCGGCGGACGUCCUCCGCAGAGGCGGCUGGGCACUACCUCAUCGGCCUCAAGGGCGAGAUCGAAGAGGACACCCAGGGCGACCCCGACGCCAGCGCCAACUCGUCCGACUCGGAAUCCGAGCAUAACUCGCGCACCGUCCUUCGCACUCUGCACGUCGAACUUGAGCCCGGGUCCGACGGCGUGCCCUCCGAGGCGACGGUUGUUCGGGACUUUGGCCGCCACAUCGGCGGCAUCCACCACCGCUCGCAGGUUGUCGGGAAUAUGAUGCCCGGGUACAACUCGCACGACCUAAACAAGGCGGAGAAGCUGCGCGUCGUCGUCUACGUCAACCGGCCGUUCGUCUUCGCCUUCCUAUUCCGUCUGCGCACCGACUCUCUCGCCUGGGACUCGCUGUACCGCUCGCUGCACUACCAGCUGGCGCCGCUAAAGAAGUCGCUCGUCACGUCGACCAAGUAUCGACCCGAGCGGCAAGAUGCCAAGGGCUCCCCCGACGGCAUCUACAACCUGGUCUGGGACCCGCCGUCGCUAACGGUUCACUCCACCAUCCCCAACAUCCCGGAGCUGGCGUCGUCGGACGCCUGGUCCCGCGCCGACGCCAUCAACACGCAUCUCCACCUCCUCAACAUCCACGCCGCGACGCGCGCCCGGCCCGGCGACCUGGAGCGCACGCACAAGACCAACCGCGGGUGGUGGAUCGUGUGGACACGCCUGCUCCAGCAGCGCGGCCGGGGUGACGACGCACGCGCCGCCAACCUGUCCACGAUACACGAAUCCUCGCCUGGGGCGUCGGAGGCGGGAGGGAGCAACGCCGGCGAUGAGGAUGACGACGGUGGCGAUGGCGACAACAACGACGGCGGCGGCAAGGGUGACGCAGACGACGUGGCCAAGGAAAUCUUUCUAAUCCGUCGGGCGAGCGACCACGCUGGGCUCCGCGGUGUCGCGACGGGCGCAGGGGGCGGUGCAGAUGGAGCAGGGAAGCUCGCGCAGGGGAUCGGUGUCGAUACGAGGCGCUACGUCGAGGAGCUUCUCAGCCUGUUGUGA